UACCCUUAUUGGUGAUUUUAGCUGUUACGCUAUCUCAAUCGUUUGCUUAUAAGACAUAUUUCAUGGAUAAGAAUUGCAACAAUGACCUUCUGAUGAAAGACUCUGGAUCCGGAUUCUUGGAACUUACUAGCUCAUCGCGUUACGAUAAUAACAUGGACUGUUUCUUGGUGUUGACUGCUCCUCCAAAUCAGAGGAUGCUGGUCCGACUGCUUAAACUGAAUUUACAUUCGGGCCUUGACCCGUGCAGUGACUGGAUGCAGCUGUUCGACGGAGGAUCUCCGUUGGAUACAGAAUUAACAGGCCACCUGUGUGGGGAUACUAUACCUGGGGAAUCUUAUGCCUCAACUGGACAGACAAUAACUGUGGUGUUUACUAGUGACCAUGCCGACAACGAUGGUGGAUUCAUGUUGCUGUUUACUACCUUUUCCAUGGGCAAUUUAUAAGCCGUGUGAAGUAUCUGACUUCAGGUGUGACAACGGCCGCUGCAUCCCCGGUAACCUGGAGUGUGCAUUGCACGACCACUGUGGAGAUGGCUCCAACCUCUGUUCUGACGUUAUGUGGAUUGUCAAAGGCUGCGUCUCAGGCUUUGUGGUUAUUGUGGCGAUUGUCAUUGUGACCUAUGUAUUUAUGAAACGCCAAAAACGGAAGCGUGCCGCGCAUGGUGGUCCCGGCACCCAGUCCAUUCCUCAUCGACGUCGACGCCGUAUUAAGCCAGCGCCUCAAAGAAAUCCACGCCAACCAGUAGAUGAAAAGAGUCCACUCCCAGAUAUUGAUGACUAUUGAAUAACCACCUCUUACAGGACAUGCAGCUCAGCCAGCUCCUACAGGAAACUCAACUCAGCCAGCUCCUACAGGAAACUCAACUCGGCCAGCUCCUACAGGAAACUCUACUCAACCAACUUCUACAGGAAACUCUACUCGACCAACUCCUACAGGAAACUCUACUCAACCAACGCCUACAGGAAACUCUACUCAUCCGGAUCCUACAGGAAAUUCUACUUGGCCAGCCCCUACAGGAAACUCUACUCAUCCAACUCCUACAGGAAAAUCUACUCAACCAACUCCUUCUGAUUAUUCGAAAGUCACCAAUGCCUCAGAUGAGAAACCAGUGGAAUAGAAAAUUUAAUACAUUGUUUAAGCUGAAAUUAGAUUUACCUGGGGUUGUUGAAGAGUGUUGGUUUUUGUGGGGGGUUUUCCCCGGCUUCCACAUGUUGUCCAUCAUCCUCUAUCUUUUCGUUCAGUAUUCCGCUGUCUGCCAGAUACAAUCAGUAAAUAAUUAUUAUUAGUUUUGAGAGGCUGUAAAUAAUAAGUUUUUCAGGCAAGUACAUGUUCUAUUUUAGGUAUCCUGUAGGAAAUGCAUUAAGGAUAGUUUAGGUUAGUUUGUAAGUAUUGAUAUCUCAGUCGUUCAGAAACAGUAACAACUGAAAGGUCUUUCAUUUAAAUGUUUUUUGUUUAGCCAGUCAUUUAUCUGGGACUAACCGGCCUCGGUGGCGUCGUGGUAGGCCAUCGGUAUAUAGGCUGGUAGGUACUGGGUUCGGAUCCCAGUCGAGGCAUGGGAU
Gigantopelta aegis is the source of this 1559-nucleotide messenger RNA. Its product is annotated as zinc metalloproteinase nas-39-like. The record is from RefSeq and is a predicted model, not a curated record. Lineage: Eukaryota; Metazoa; Mollusca; Gastropoda; Neomphalida; Peltospiridae. Bases 63 to 443 code for a protein of 126 amino acids. The transcript is spliced from 5 exons.